AUGCCUACCCUCGACACCAGCAAUUUCAACAUUGUGGUCAGCGUUCUCGGAGGAUGGAUAUCGCUGUUUGGCCUGGUAUCCUACCUGCUCAAGGAGAACUUCUACCUCUCAGAAGCCCUCAUCUCACUCCUCGCUGGCGUUGCCUUUUCGCCACACGCUACCAAUUUCAUUCGCCCGCUUGACUACGCGGGCGCUUCUCAGGAAGAUCUCAACACCAUCACCCUGUACUUCACCCGCUUGGUCCUUGGUGUUCAACUCGUGUUGGCUGGCGUCCAGCUGCCAAGUCGCUACCUGAAGAAAGAAUGGAAGCCACUGUCUCUUCUCCUCGGCCCUAUCAUGACUGCAAUGUGGGUGGCCACCAGCCUCUUGGUCUGGGCGCUGGUACCGCAUCUAUCCUUUCUCCAUGCGCUCGUCGUUGGAGCUUGCGUGACACCUACCGAUCCUGUCUUGUCAAACGUCAUAGUGAAGGGCAAGUUCGCCGACCACAACGUUCCAAAGGACCUUCAGAAGAUCAUCAUCGCCGAGUCUGGAGCCAAUGACGGACUCGGUUACCCAUUCCUGUACCUCGCUCUGUAUCUCAUCAAGUACGUUGGUGAUGGUGGAGUGCAACAGUCUGGAGGUGGUGGCCUCGCCAUUGGCCUUUGGUUUGGAGAGACAUGGGGAUACGUGAUCAUCCUGAGUGUGAUAUACGGCGCGGUUGUGGGAUGGAUCGCGAAAGAGCUCCUGCACUUCUGCGAGGAACGCAAGUAUGUGGAUCGCGAGAGCUUCUUGGUUUUCGCCCUCUCUCUGGCCUUGUUCAUCGUGGGGACCUGCGGUAUGAUUGGCAGCGAUGACAUCCUGGCUUGCUUCAUUGCCGGCAACGUGUUCACGUGGGAUGACUGGUUCCGGCUGGAAACACUUGAUGAGCCCACUAUUGAUAUGUUACUCAACGUAACCAUCUUCAUGUGGUACGGGGCCGUUUGCCCAUGGCACAGCUUCCUGGCAAACGAUGUCAUCCCGAUAUACCGGCUCAUCCCACUAGGAAUCCUGAUCCUGUUGUUCAGGCGUCCUCCCUUCAUACUGGCUCUACACAAGAAGAUCCCACAGAUUGAAGGUAUCCGACAUGCCACUUUCAUGGGCUUCUUUGGCCCUGUUGGAUGUUCCGCCAUCUUCUAUCUUUACAUUACUCUGGAGUUCAUCGAUACCCUGAACCCUGACGGCGGAGACGAACCAAGGUCGGAUGUAGCCAACCUGGGGGAGGUUGUCAAUGUCGUUGUCUGGUUCAUGGUCGUCUGCAGUGUUGUUGUCCAUGGGCUUAGCAUUCCUCUGGGCAAGUUCGGCUUCUAUCUACCUCGAACCAUUUCAAGGACUAUGACUUCGCCAGGGGGUACAGAUGAACCAUUUCAGAUUCGGGGACGGAUCAACGACCUAUUGCCGCGGAGCCUCUCUAGAGCCGGCACAGAAGGCAACAACACCCCGAUUGAGUCACGCUCGACUUCUACCCGGCCUGUAUUCAAGAUUGGCGGCUCGGUCAUUCCACAAGACGAGUCAGGCAGGCCAUCGCAACAGUUCGCGCCCAGAGACAGAAUGGAUGUGGACGGCACUUCUACCCCGGUCAACGUCCAACCGCCCAACCGAACAAUUCGUUUUCCCGACGAGGAACCGGCGCCGGGAUCUAACGAGCAGUCUCAAGAAGCCGCGAGUAGCGCUUCCUCCUAG
Molecule: messenger RNA, 1698 nt
Organism: Anthostomella pinea
Lineage: Eukaryota; Fungi; Ascomycota; Sordariomycetes; Xylariales; Xylariaceae
Source: the annotation of a GenBank genome assembly